AUGUUGAAAAAAUCAAUGACUGCGACCAACGAAGCGAGAGUGGAUGAUAUAGUAGCAGACAAGUCCAACGCCGACGGUGCGGCUGGGAAUACCCCUGUGAUCGUAAUCCGCUCCCCUAGUAAUAAUCCGCAGGAUUUUCAUUCCGUUGGAGAGAAAGCGAAGCCAAUCGCGUCAGGGGUCGAGAAUAGGAGGAAUCCAAUACGCGAGGUCCGUAAGAAACGAGAAUUCCAUUGUCAGAUGUGUAGUAAGCGUGAUAGUGAUCAAAUGGUGCAGUGUGAUGGUGAUGGCUGCAAGCAGUGGUUCCACUACGAGUGUGUAGAUGUAACGGAUGACGUUGCGAUCGUCAGCUGGAUCUGUCCUAUUUGCACUACCGCAAAGGAUUAA
Wyeomyia smithii (pitcher-plant mosquito) is the source of this 384-nucleotide messenger RNA. RefSeq lists its product as uncharacterized. The record is from RefSeq and is a predicted model, not a curated record. Bases 1 to 384 code for a protein of 127 amino acids. Gene Ontology annotation, biological process: positive regulation of DNA-templated transcription. Gene Ontology annotation, cellular component: Set1C/COMPASS complex. Lineage: Eukaryota; Metazoa; Arthropoda; Insecta; Diptera; Culicidae. The transcript is spliced from 2 exons.